UGAGCUUCUCCUUCCCUUUUGCUUGCCAUGUCUCCAAUGGCUUUGGCUUUAGGAGGGGCUCUCUCCUGCUUUCCUCGCCUCCCAUGCUUCAACCUCUCGCCGGAGAAGAGGUUGGUAGCUGCCGGAAGGUCAAGUAUCACUUGCCGGGCUUCUAAAAGUGGAGAUUCCUACCCUUUUCCAGGGAAGCCAGAAGCAGACGUUUUAGUGAUUGGAAGUGGUAUUGGUGGACUAUGUUGUGCUGGACUUUUAGCUAGAUACAAACAAGAUGUUCUUGUCUUAGAAAGUCAUGAUCUGCCUGGUGGUGCUGCCCAUUCAUUCGACAUUAAAGGUUACAAAUUUGAUUCUGGCCCAUCCUUGUUCUCUGGAUUUCAGUCAAGAGGCCCUCAGGCAAAUCCUCUCGCACAGGUUCUUGAUGCAUUGGGAGAGUCAGUUCCAUGUGCAUCUUAUGAUUCAUGGAUGGUUUACAUACCAGAAGGUGAGUUCUUGUCCCGGAUAGGACCGACAGAGUUUCUAAAGGAUCUUGAAACAUAUGUUGGUCAGAAUGCAGUCAAUGAAUGGAACAAGCUUCUUGAUGCAAUUAUGCCGAUAUCUGCUACUGCAAUGGCAUUACCGCCUCUUUCUAUUCGGAGUGAUUUCGGUGUUCUCUCGACAGCAGCUGCCAGAUAUGCUCCCUCUCUACUGAAGUCAUUAAUCCAAAUGGGGCCUCAGGGAGCAUUAGGCGCUACCAAACUGUUAAGGCCCUUCUCAGAAAUCAUUGAUUCGCUUGACAUUAAAGAUCGUUUCAUUCGUAAUUGGGUAGAUUUAUUGGCUUUUCUACUUGCUGGAGUAAAAUCUAACGGUAUUCUUUCAGCGGAAAUGAUUUAUAUGUUUGCAGAAUGGUAUAAACCCGGGUGCUCGCUUGAGUACCCUCUUCAUGGAAGUGGUGCAGUGGUGAAUGCUCUUGUUCGAGGUUUGCAAAAAUUCGGCGGUAGACUUGGAUUAGGUACUCAUGUUGAAAAAAUCAUUGUGGAAAAUGGCCGAGCUGUUGGUGUCAAGCUAAGGACUGGUCAUAUUGUUCGCGCAAAGAAAGCUGUUGUUAGUAAUGCAUCAAUGUGGGAUACAUUGAAUCUUUUGCCGGACACCGUUGUCCCAAAAUCAUACCGAGAUAAGAUAGAAGCAACUCCCCAGUGUGAAUCAUUCAUGCAUCUGCACUUGGGUUUUGAUGCAAAGAUGGCGCAUGAAAGCCUGGGAAUCCAUCACAUUGUAGUGAAUGACUGGAGUAGAGGUGUUGACGCUGAUCAGAAUGUAGUUUUGAUUUCUAUACCAAGUGUGCUUAGUAAAGAUUUGGCACCGGCCGGGAAACAUAUCUUGCAUGCAUAUACACCAGGAACAGAACCUUACAAGCUAUGGGAAGGACUUGAUCGGCGAAGCACAGAAUAUAAAAAUCUAAAACGAGAACGAUCAGAGGUAAUGUGGAAAGCUGUCGAGCGAGUUCUCGGUCCCGGCUUUAGCCGUGAAGAUUGUGAGGUGAAGUUGGUCGGAACACCGCUAACUCACCAGAGGUUUCUGAGAAGGAAUAGAGGAACAUAUGGCCCUGCUAUAGAAGCAGGAAAAGCCGUAUUCCCGGGGCAUUCGACGCCCGUCCCUCAGCUCUUCUGCUGUGGUGAUUCUACUUUUCCCGGGAUCGGAGUUCCUGCAGUUGCUGCAAGUGGUGCCAUUGUUGCCAAUUCGCUGGUUUCAGUCGCCAAACACUCAGAGCUUCUCGACGCUGUUGGAAUUUGAUUACAGCAGUAAAUUUUUUCAUCGCGAUACAAUCUAUUCUUCAUUGUAACCUGUGGAAAUAUGAAUGAUACACCAAUAGAAAUUUACAUAAAAAGUUUACCAUAUUUUUUUCCUGCUACCA
Molecule: messenger RNA, 1882 nt
Organism: Dioscorea cayenensis subsp. rotundata (Guinea yam)
Lineage: Eukaryota; Viridiplantae; Streptophyta; Magnoliopsida; Dioscoreales; Dioscoreaceae
Product: prolycopene isomerase, chloroplastic
Exons: 9
Coding region: 28-1761 (577 amino acids)
Biological process (GO): carotenoid metabolic process
Molecular function (GO): oxidoreductase activity
Source: RefSeq, a predicted model, not a curated record